GUGUAAGACAUUGAUAUGUACACUCUCUGGUUGUCAAGUUCGAAACGCAAAUGUUUUGGCGGGAAUCGGCUUGUGAGCUUGUUCAUAGUGUUACAUACUUUUUGGCAGGCGUGUACUAAACUUUUAUCUAUAUUAUCAUGGAUGAACAAUGUAUACCAGAAUUUCAUAUUCCAUCUUCAGCAGAUGACCUUACAAGUGAUCGUUGGAAAAACGCAGGAAGAUAUACUGUUGAAAAUGUGCUUGGUAUCGGAGAUUUGCCAGGAAAACUUGCUGAAUGCCGGGAAGCCAUGCACGAUGUUGGUAUGCUGUUCGUCCUAGACCAUUUUGAUUCACUGUUCUCGGUGAUAGUCCACUUCAGAAAACUGGAGUGGAGUGUGUUAACAAAAGCAUGGGGUGCUGUAAUGCAAGCUUUCAGGAUUAGUGUCAAAGAAUUGGACAAGACUAUUUGUGACUCAAUGGAAGCAGAUAAGCAGCACAAGUACCGUAAUGCCUCAAAAAUGAUGGUGUAUUUGCUUACACAAUAUAUAAAAGGUUUUGAAGACAGACUGGCCGGGUGUGGCAAGGGUAAAAAUAAAAUCAGCAAAGUGUCCGAAAGCAAAGACUGGAACUGGAAAGAACGUAACCAUGAGGCACUGAUUGAAAUAUAUAAUUGCUUACAGUUACCACUGCAAAAUCUUUGGGAUCCAGCUGUCUGCGAAGAACCAUUUUCAGAUAUUAUCGGAAAUGCUUGUUUCAAAUCACUAGAAGAUCCAGGAGUUACCCAAGUCAAGAUGAAGCCAAUGUGUGAGACUAUUUUUCAAAUUAUUGGUACGUUGGUGAAAAAGCAUGGAUAUGGUUUCAGUUGCAUUGUGCGCAUUGGACAGAUGUUACACAUUCAUGAACAUAUGGUGAGUCCAAUGGUGCGCUGUGUGGUUGUAUUAUUCAAAGAAUUCAAGUGUACUCGCAUUGUCCAUGAAAUUCUCCAAGAAAUCUCAAGGAUAGACACUGAAGUGGAUGCAGAUUCAGAGGAGCCUGCAGCUGGAGUGGGUGUAGCAAAAACAUAUGGCCAAUUUAUUGCAGAACUAGCAGAAUCUGUUCCUGAACUAGUAUUGCCUCACAUAGAUUUACUUAAAUCUCUUCUUGAUGUAAAGGCAUAUGUGAUGCGCAACUCAGUCCUGUCUGCAUACAGUAUAAUUGUGCAAAAGUGCCUUAGUGGUGAAGAUCUGUCUGAGGAAGAGAGAAAUAAGAGAGAUGACUUACUAUGUGAUAUGGAAGAUCACAUACAUGAUGUAAAUGCCUUUGUGCGGUCAAGGGUGCUGCAGCUAUGGCAAAACUUGGUGAAGGAGCAUGCUGUGCCUAUUUCUUUCCAUGCUAGUGUGCUAGAGAGAGCAGUGGGUCGUUUGCAUGACAAGAGUGCAUUUGUCAAGAAAAGUGCUGUCCAGCUUGUUGCAUCAUUCCUUGAACAAAAUCCAUUUGCCUCUAGGUUGGGAUUGGAAGAACUUCAAGCUCAGCUAGAAAGUGAAGAAAAAAAGCUACAAGCUAUUGAAGAUUCUACUGCAAAAUUGCCUCAAAAAGUAGAAGAGGAAUGGAAUGAAUUAGAGCCUGAUCUGAAAGAAGGUCUGACAGAAGUCCUGGAGGCAGAUGACACAUCAACAGACAUGGAAUGUGAUGAAAUAGAUUUCGCUGAACAAUGUGGACUUGUCUGUAAACUGGUUAAAUCCAAAGAUUACAAGAGUGCCUAUCAACAGCUGCGCUCUUUAGAAGAGAAGCUUCCUGCCCAAGUUCACUGCCUAAAGAACAGUGUUGAUAUAGAAGAACUUCAUGAUAACUGUGUGAAAUUAUUCCGUAAAAUUCAUUUUAUGUAUCAUGGUGAACCUGAAGAGAGCGAAGAAAGUAAGGAACUUAAACGUGUCAUUGCAUUUUUAAAGGAUUCAAUAGCAUAUGUGGAGCUAAUGAACAAAGCCUUACCAGUUAUAUGUUCAUUGCUAACUUCAAUGCAAACAACAGAUAUAGUGGAGGCAAUUGAAUUCAUCACCAGUGCUUACCAAUUUGGUUUAUCUCAGGCAGAGAACAGCAUGCGAGAACUAUUGACUUUGGUGCUGUCUGGAAAUGAAUCUGUUCUGUCUGCUGUAUCUGAAGCUUAUUACCAGGUUUACCUUAAGACAGAAGAAACUGAUUCAAGGAAACAUUCAGAAAUUGUUGUGAAGAACUUGUGCCACUUAGUGUCUACAAUUAAUGCUGGACAAAAGGCAGCAUUGGACAGUCUGCUGUUGGAAUGGCUUAAGAAAGGCUACAUAACUCCAGGUGACAUACAGAUUAUGUGGGAGUGGGUGGCUAUGGCAGAACCAGAAAUAAGUGCAGAGGACAGCAGACAUGCUUUGGUUUUGCUGGACAUACUUGCUGUAGAGAAAUCAGAUAUGAUGAAAACAAGAUUGCCAUUUCUCCUUGCUGCUUGUCUAGGAGAACGUGGUCAAAAGGAUUUUCUUCUUGUUACCAUUACUUGUCGACUGAUUGCAAAAUCUCACAGAGAUUCUGAAAGGUUACCAGAGGAUCAUGUGAUGUUCUCAAAUCUUUGUAAGAUAUUGCGUGAAGGAUUCCCAAAGAAGGACUGCCCAAAUUAUGUGGUCAUGGCUGAAGCUGCUAUUGAAUUAAUAUACCAGUUGUCCAUGAAACCAGUUGCUGAAAUGGAAUCAUUGGUGAUCAAUUUAUCAGAGCAACUUCAGAAUUGUAAUCUAAAUACGGACUCAGGUUCAGAGUCUGGAAGAUAUCCUGCAGAAGUUCUCUCACGUUUCUUGUUUGUUGUGGGUCAUAUAUGUUUGAGACACAUGAUUCAUUUGGAAGAGUAUGUCUAUAUCAAACUGAGAAAAAUAGCAACAAAGAACAAAAGGAAGUCGAAAGCUAGUGAUACUUCAAAAUCACGAGAGGGUUCUCCAUCUGGUACACAAGCAGAAGAUAAUGAGUAUGAGCAAAUCAGAAUGUUGUGUGAGAAACAUGUUGUGACUGGAACAGAUAUGCUUGCUCUCUGCAGCAAGUUCGUUGUUGAUAUAUGCUCCAAGCCAAAGGAAUAUGAUGGAACCAGUGUUUUAACAUCUGCAUUUUUAGCAUUAUCCAAGAUGAUGGUAGUAUCAAGUGAGUUCUGUGCAGAGCAUAUACAACUUUUCAUGACUGCAUUGAAAACAUCAACGGAUGAAAAGUUACGUGCUAAUUGCCUGAUAGCCUUUGGUGACAUAGCUUUUCGAUUUCCAAAUGUUGCUGAACCCUGGACUGGAUAUAUUUGUGACAGUUUAAGAGAUACAACAUCAGAUACAGUGCGUCAAACAGCAGUACUGAUUCUCACUCACUUGGUGAUGAAUGACAUGGUGAAGAUCAGGACUCAAAUAGCAGACAUAGCUUUAUGUUUAACAGAUGCACAUCCAGAAAUUUCAUAUACAGCAAAGGUGUUUUUCUAUGAACUUUCACAGAAGGGUAAUGCCUUAUAUAAUACACUACCAGAAAUUAUUUCAAAGUUGACACAUCCUGAAACUAACCUUGAUGAUAGCAAAUUUCGCACAAUUCUGAAAUUCAUAUUGGGACUAAUUCACCGUGAAAGGCAGUUGGAAACUUUGAUAGAAAAGCUGUGUCAACGAUUAGGUGCUGCAUCUACUGAACAGCAAGCAGCUAAUCUAGCCUUUUGUAUGAGUUUGCUGACUUACAAUGAGAAAUCUCUUUAUCUGCUCAUUGAAAACCUUAAAUGUUAUGCAGAUAAACUCCAUCACAAGCCAGUAUUUGACUAUUUCAUGAACAUUGUCAGCAGUUCGAUGAAAAAUCCGAAACAGGAAAUCAAGGCUGUAAGCAGUGAACUGGAGUCAUAUAUUCAGGAUAUUGUAAAUGGAACGGGUGAGAAAAAGCAAGAUGGUGACGAGCAAGAACCAGACAGGCCACCAAGAACAACAAAGACACCGUACCGUCGAAGAGGUACCAGGCAGGCACCAUCAACAGUUAAAAAGCAACCGCAAAAAGGGAAAACUCCUAGACGAAGAAAACCAAAAACACCUUCUUCUACAUCUGAGAGUAGUGACCUGGAAGAAUGAGAAACCUUCUAGGUUUUAUUUAUUUUAACUGACAUAGGGGAAAUGCUUCCUGCAAUUAAGCCCAUAAUUUAUACAUUGAACAAAAUAUGACAAAGUGCAAUAUGUACAAUCAUAAGAAGGGCUACAAAUGCUUUCGUGCUGGCACACAACUAUUUUAAUGUGUCAAUAUGCAUGACAACUUUAAACUGCCUUUUUGAAAACAGGAAUAAUUAUUUUAUUAAUUUUUAUAUUUAACUCUCCACUGAUUCUCCGCAAGUAGGGCUCUGUAUUAUUGUAUAACUGACCUGUUAGUUCUAAAUGUACAGGAUUUUAUUUAGUUAACUGGUGACUGAAUUAAAUGUACAGUAUCUCUGCAUAGUGAUAAAGUGCACGUGCACAUUUUAUGUAUUGCUGCCAGUAUGAAUGAAUUAGUUUUUACUAGUAUCAUAAGCGUCUUUUUAUUUUAUUGUUAUCAAACAAGUAGUUGAAUAUGACUUUAAGAUUUGCGUUGUUGUGUUCUCAAACCGAAUUCUACUUUUACUGCAUUUUGAGACAAAACCUGUUGAGCAACAGAUGGUUAAAAACUUGUCGUGUGCUGAAUGUGAUGGGCCCAGAGAAAACUCACUAGAUAUACAUAAGGGUAGUUGAAUGUUUCACAUGGUUUAGAGGCAAAGGGAAGCAAAUGAGAUGGGCAGGGGGCAGGUUUAGAGGCAAAGGGAAGCAAAUGAGAUAGGCAGGGGGCAGCAGAGGUACUGUGUAAGGCAAUUGAGAAAACAGUACGGUUGCAGUCCAUAUACUCUCAACACUCAAUGAAAAGUCACAAAAGACAGGCUAGAGAGGAGGAAGAAAUUCUCAGAGCAACAGAAUAGGUAGAGAAUAUGGGCUAGUGAAGACUUGAGUCCAGUAGAGGUUCAGUACUAAAUGAUGCGCUGGAGGGAUGUGCAGCUUAACGGAAUUGUGUUUUAGUAGGGAGAGAAGUUAGAGAUGGCAUAGGCUACAAAGCAGGAACUGAAAUCAAACACUGCUUGCUGUGUCUUUUAAAUGUUGAAUUACAUUUGGUCAUAGUUGACUGGUUGGCCUCUCAGAAAAUUACACAUUAAUCUGCAUCAUUUUUAUCCUUAAAGCAUAAUAUGGAAUCUAUAUUUAACAUUAAUGUUGUACCUUUUCAGUAACUGUAGUUGUCCAUGUAGACUGAAAAAAAAUUAGACAAUUAGUAUUUUAUCAAAGGUGCAUAUCAAAUGGCCAUGGCAUUGUUUCUUGCAUUUAGAAUCCUGCUUUAUGAUUGUCUCUAAAGAAUGAGAUGUUACUGAAUUAACUUAAUGUACUAAUGAAUUUCAGUAUACAAUGUAUCUGUAAGAGUUAAUCACAUAGAUGUUCAGUGGAAGGCUGGCAUAUUUCAUAUCACAAAAAAUCCCUUGAUUAUGAUCCGUGGGUAUACAAAAAAGAAUUAUGAUUGGCACAGUCAUACAGCAAACCCAGGAUCUCAAUCAUUCUUUCAAACAAGCAGAACAAUGAUACAGGCUGUAUUGAUUCAACACAUGCAGGAAAAACUGAACAAAAAAUUAAUGCAAAUAAUGAAUGAUAGGAUACUAAAAGAAUGGCACAGAGCCAAACAACAGAGACAAAAAAAUAACCAUAAAAAGAUGUGCACAAAUUAGCCUCAACCCGUACAAGGACUUCGUACAAACAAGAUAGCAACAGGAAAAUCUGGCAACAAAGGAGUUCUAUGGUUUACAAAUAUAAAUUCACAAUAAAAAAUAGUCACAAUGCAAUGGGACAAGAAAAUAAACGUAUUUACCCAAACUCAGAUCUUAUGCCAAAAUAUCUCCCUAAAAUAACAAUAAGCACAUACUUAUAUCAUAAAUUAGUAUGUGAGGAGAAAAUUAGUUUGGGCGCAAUUAAGUUGCACAUUUAAUAUGAAGUAUACAAGAGAAAAACUGAAAGUUAGAAAUAAGGCGCAGUUCAGUGAUGUUCAGAUAAAAUGGGCAUGUGACUCAAACCUUAAACGAGAAGUAAGUUGUAAAUGGACAUUGACAAGAUCAAAGAGGAAGAAAAGUCUUACGAAAAUGCUCUGUGAUAGGCACCAUACAGUUACAGAACAAGUACUUCUUGAAUCAAAACUUAACAUGACAGGUCUAAACCUUUUCCCAUUUGGCAAGUGAGGAAAAAAAAAACUAUAUUUCCUACAUUGUGCAUCCACAUUGUGUUCCAUAGCUGCAGUGAGAGGGGGAAGUGGACCAAGUCCGCCAUGGUCCUCUUAGAAAUCAUUCUGACAUUGGCCUGGAAUAGUUCGGGAAACCCAAAUCAGGUAGCUCAUUACAGAAAAUACUGUAUGGUCUUUAGAGAUGUUUUUAGUUAGGCCAAGAAUAUGAUCGUCACAUGAAGGAGAAAUAAAUCUCGGAUUUUAUUUAUAUUGGUUAUUUCCAUUACAAUACUUGUAAUACUCUGUGUGUUUGUGUGUGUGUGUGUGUGUGUGUGUGUGUGUGUGUGUGUGUGUGUGUGUGUGUUUGAUGACGAUGAUGAUAAUAGAAGCAAGAGAGCAAAACCUUAUUGCGGCACAUGUCUACUCCUUGUAAAUAGCAUAAAGGGGACUGCCAAGCUUAACAUCCCCAUCCAAUAGGAGGAUCACCAUCAAUAAUGUCACACCAUCAGUUCAUGAGACAGUGCAGAGAGGUAUGGUAUUUACACCAGGACGUUGACCCAAAGCUUACUGUGCACCAUGGGCGGGCAAACGUUGCACGCUGCUCAUGAGUGCACAGCACUGCACAUGUGCUGUUGGUGUGCAAUCAUUGACCAGGGCAGUGGCGACAGCCAGCAGGUUGCUGCAGUGUAGUACCAGGCUAAGCUGCAGAUGUUGAUCCAAAGUGACCACCACUUAGUGAACAUUGUAUUUCAAGAUCUGGAAAAUGCAGAGUGAAUCAAGGAAAUGGAGAAGUGGAGAUUUGCUACCUUUUAAAAAGGAAUGGGAGCAUCGUGUUUUCUUUGUGCAAAAAUGUGAAAAUUCGAAAUGUUUAAUACAUGGCAGUAUUCUCGCUGGUCAGCAGAAAUGAGUAUUGAACGCCAUUAUAAUAAAUUUCACAAGGAUGAGUACAAUUUAGUGUCGGAUUCUGAGCGGUAGGGGAAAUUGACUGAGCGUUUCACACAUAUUUAGCUGAAAUUGGGAAAGAGUACGGUGACAUACCAUACCACAGUGAAGUCCGCUGGCUUAGCCGUGGUAAUAUACUCGAGAUUUUUUGAGCUGAGAAUAACAAUAAAUCAGUUUUUAAAGGACAAAGGAAGGCACGACCCCAACUUAGAAGAUCCAGAGUGGGUUGCUGACCUUGCAGUUUUAGUGGACGUUACCAGGCACAUGAAUGCAUGUAACACAAGUUUGCAAGGAGAAAAUCCAGCUAAUCUGUGAAAUGGCUGAAAAGGUGCAAGCUUUCACUUGCAAGCUUGAGCUGUGGGAACGAUAGCUCUCGUCAGGGAACACAGUGCAUUUCCCUACUCUGUCUAUUGUGCGAGAACAGAAUUGCAAAGAAUAUGUUUCCUUACUUAGUGCAAUAAAAGAGGAAUUCCUCAAGCGAUUUGGGGAUAUAUCAUAUUUAUCCCAAGCUUUUGAAUGGUUCUCGAGACUAUUUGCUGUUUCUGUAGAUGAUAUUCAUCCAAAUUUGCGAAUGGAAUUAAUAGAUCUACAGUGUAAUUCUCGUCUGAGAGACAAGUUCCUUUUGGCAAGACGUGUAAUAGACUUUUAUCACGACUUUCUGCAGCACGAGUUUCCUCGUCUCCAUCGUGAAGCUGCGUAGAUAACGUCAGUGUUUAGCUUAACAUGUUCGUGAGAGAUUUUUUUUCCUGUAAUUAAAAUUAGUAGGUCUCAGUUAAGAGCAAAAAUCAGUGAUAAAAAUUUACGUAACUGUUUGCGUUUGUCUGUAUGUAGAAAAUUUGUUCCAGACAUUAAACGUAUUGUAAACUCCACCUGUGAUAAUUAAAUAAAAUGUAUCGUAGGUAAUAGGUACUCUUUCAAACCAUGAUUUCUUUCAAGCACUUCUACUAACCUUAUUCCUUCAUUUAAUAAAACAAGCUUGGAAACAAAAUGCUUUACAGAGGAAGGAGCAGAGAGACGGUAUGAUAGGAGAGAAGCUGGUGGCCAGCUUGCCCCUGUGUGCAUGCAGAACACCUGUUAACUGCACACGUGCAAGUGCACCGCACACGUGCAGGAUUCCGGCCCACCCCUUCCAGUACGCCAGCACCUUUCUUACCCUUGCCAGCCAAAUACUGGCAGUGAAACUUUGUUUCCACCACUAUGAUUCAAAAUGUUAUAUUCAGAUUGUUUUAGUAAGAGGCUUCAAUGAAAUUUUCAUUGUCACUAUAAAUGGUUCCUUAUUACUUGCAACUUAAUUGCAUCAAAACUCACUUUCUCCUUACAUAUUGAUUUGUGGUAUACAUGUGUGCUUAUUUUUAUUUUAUGGAGAUUUUUUGGCAUAAGAUCUGAGUUUGGAUAAGUAUGUUUAUUUUCUUGUCUUGUUGCAUUGUUUCUAUUUUUUAUUGUGAAUUUAUAUUUGUAAAUCCAGAGAACACAAACGAACCAAGACAAGUGUGUGUUAGCGACCUCAACCACAGAGGUAGGUCAAAUCUCGGAUUGAAAUUGAAAUAUGAAUAUGAAUAUGUGAGGUAUCGGAGCAAUAACAAGAAAGUUCAGUUACUAGAUCACAAAAUAGGAAAACGAGAUAUUAGUUACAUUACUGAAGCAAUUUUGUUGUUACUGUGGGUAAAAUUUCUUCCACACCCUCAAUUACAAAUUAUUUCUCACCAAGCAUUUUAUUAAUAUACAAACAGAUGAUACAACCAUUUGAUUGAAAUUGCAAGAAAAUUAAGGCAGUAUUAAGUUAAUACAUCCAUAUGGUUACUAUCAGAUGCAAAGUAGUAUAGUGAAAAUUUGUACGGCAUAUGUAAAUGGCCUAUAUUGUUUCCAGAAUGAACCCUUCACAGUGUCGUGUAGUCUGUGCAAUAGUGAAACUUCCUAGUAGAUUAAAACUGAGUCGGACCAGGAUUAAAACCUGAAAGUGCUCAUUCUUCUCCAUAGUGAAAGACUGGACCACAAAAACUUCAGCUAUACUUCAUGAAUUACCACAAAAUUAUGUACUGUACUGUAAGACAUUAUGAAAAUGAAGUAAACAAUGUGUGUUAGUG
Messenger RNA from Schistocerca gregaria, 9197 nucleotides. RefSeq names its product condensin complex subunit 1-like. Gene Ontology annotation, cellular component: nucleus; condensed chromosome, centromeric region. The coding region runs from base 138 to 4049 and encodes 1303 amino acids. The transcript is spliced from 26 exons. Gene Ontology annotation, biological process: mitotic chromosome condensation; meiotic chromosome condensation; mitotic cell cycle. The record is from RefSeq and is a predicted model, not a curated record. Lineage: Eukaryota; Metazoa; Arthropoda; Insecta; Orthoptera; Acrididae. Gene Ontology annotation, molecular function: histone binding.